UCUCUCUCUCUCUCUCUCUCUCUCCUCUUAUAACAGAAAUCAACCAUUUAGCCAACAUCCUGUGUGUCUCUCUGCAUCUCCUUCUGCUUCCUCAACUUUCUAUCUCCUGCCUGAAAACCUACUGACUGGUUGCUCUAGGAAUUUCAGUUCUUGGGUUUUUGAAGAUUUUCGGUGGUUAGGUGAUAAAGACAUUUGUAAGUUCCUAUAACAAUACGUAUUGGGACACCUUUCUUUACAGGCCUCUUCUUCUUCCUUCACAUCAUCUUUCUUUCUCUUGCCGGGAAACCCCAAAAAAUCUCUCUACAAGUCUCUGUCUUUUCCUUCCUAACUUUCUCUCUCCUCCAGGAAAACCCAUUUUCCGAUUGUUCGUGAGGAAUCUAAUUUGAGGGUCUUCCUGGGUUUUUGGAGUUUUUUGGUAGGUUGGUGUUAAAUAUAUUCGAUUAUAUCUAUAUAUACAAUUGUUUGAAUUGUAUAUGUAAGUAUGGUAAUGACGGUGGCGUCGCAGAGGAAAUCGAUAAACAAGGUGUUUGAGAGGGUUGGGGUUUAUGGGUUCGGAGGGAGGAGCCAGAAGAGGUGCAAGUAUGAGAUUCAGGACGAAGAUGGGACGAUGGAAAUGGUGCAGAUUGGUGCUGAGAGGACCAAAAAUGUGCUCAUCUUGAUGAGUGAUACUGGUGGUGGUCAUCGAGCUUCCGCUGAAGCUAUUCGGGAUGCUUUCAAACUGGAGCUUGGGGAUGAAUACAGGAUUAUCAUCAAGGAUGUUUGGAAGGAGUACACUGGCUGGCCACUGAACAACAUGGAGCGGCAGUAUAAGUUUAUGGUUAAACAUGUACAGCUUUGGAACGUCGCGUUUCACAGUACUUCUCCUCGAUGGAUACACUCUCUUUAUCUUGCUGCCAUUGCCGCCUACUAUGCCAAGUAUAUAUUCUUCUUCCCACAUCACCUCCAUUCUAAAACUUACAGAUAUUUUUGGGAGGUUGAGGCUGGUCUAAUGGAGUACAAGCCGGACAUUAUCAUCAGUGUCCAUCCUCUAAUGCAACAUAUCCCUUUGUGGGUUCUAAAAUGGCAAGGCCUACAGAAAAAAGUGAUUUUCGUCACAGUCAUUACAGACCUCAAUACCUGCCAUCGCACCUGGUUUCACCCAGGGGUUAAUCGAUGUUACUGCCCUUCGGAGGAGGUAGCAAAGAGGGCUUUGCUAGAUGGCCUGGAAGAAUCGCAAGUACGUGUUUUCGGCUUGCCAAUCCGGCCUUCUUUUUGCCGUGCAGUUCUCUCAAAGGAUGAUUUAAGAGUAGAACUUGAGAUGGAUCCAACAUUGCCAGCAGUUUUGCUGAUGGGAGGUGGUGAAGGAAUGGGCCCUGUGAAGAAAACUGCAAAGGCUCUUGGAGAAUCUCUGUUUGAUGAAGAACUUGGAAAACCUAUUGGGCAGUUGAUUAUCAUAUGUGGUCGAAAUAAAGCCCUGGCCUCUACGCUAGAAUUGCUUGAAUGGAAAAUCCCGGUUAAGGUUAGAGGGUUUGAGACGCAGAUGGAGAAGUGGAUGGGUGCUUGUGACUGCAUUAUCACAAAAGCUGGACCUGGAACAAUUGCAGAGGCAUUGAUCAGAGGACUUCCAAUUAUUCUGAAUGACUUCAUUCCUGGACAAGAAAAGGGGAAUGUUCCUUAUGUUGUGGACAAUGGGGCUGGAGUUUUCACCCGAAGCGCCAAGGAAACAGCCAGAAUCGUGGCCGAAUGGUUCAGCAUGAAAACGGACGAACUCCGGAGAAUGUCGGAAAAUGCAAAGAAACUAGCACAACCAAAUGCAGUGUUCGACAUCGUGAAGGACAUUCAUGAACUUGCAUGCCAACGAGGGCCCUUAGCCAACAUUCCUUACAUGUUGACAUCUUCGUUUUCAAGCUUAAUUUAACCACAUUAAAUGUUGCAUUCGAGGACUAAGGUUUGGGACAGCUGAGCCCCAAGGGGUAGCCGGCUGUAGGCGGCUAGGAGCUCUGGCCUAGAAUGAAACUAAAGCUUCACACUGGUCAAGUCAGAGUCUCGGACUAGGAUGCCAUGUACAUGUAGCUUUGCUGAUAGCAUUCUUUGGCCUCAGAGGCUUGGAGUCCAUGUCAAGUUUAGACAAGCUCUGAUCCUUUGGUUAUUUGAAAACAAGAAGAAGAAAAACUACAAUUCUGAUGUUUGUUGAAUUGGGAAUUUUUCCUUUUUUCUUGUUUUCUUUCUGGGAAAAAGAAAAUUAUGAUGUAUUUCUAGUUUUCUAUGUUAGCAAUGGCAAAACCAU
Molecule: messenger RNA, 2266 nt
Organism: Ilex paraguariensis (yerba mate)
Lineage: Eukaryota; Viridiplantae; Streptophyta; Magnoliopsida; Aquifoliales; Aquifoliaceae
Source: the annotation of a GenBank genome assembly